Messenger RNA from Truncatella angustata, 2505 nucleotides. Its product is annotated as fungal-specific transcription factor domain-containing protein. Gene Ontology annotation, biological process: regulation of DNA-templated transcription; DNA-templated transcription. The record is from RefSeq and is a predicted model, not a curated record. Gene Ontology annotation, molecular function: DNA-binding transcription factor activity, RNA polymerase II-specific; zinc ion binding; DNA binding. Gene Ontology annotation, cellular component: nucleus. The coding region runs from base 1 to 2505 and encodes 834 amino acids. Lineage: Eukaryota; Fungi; Ascomycota; Sordariomycetes; Amphisphaeriales; Sporocadaceae. The transcript has 7 exons.
AUGCAAAACGAGUCGUCCAACAUUGACCACGAAAUCCACCCUGUCGUGAAUGAGUCUUGCCAAGGAUGUCGCAAGCGAAAAUUGAAAUGUUCACGUGAUGUUCCCAUAUGUCUGCAUUGUCAGCGAUUAGGUGCGCUGUGUGUUUACGAUGGCAAGAAGAAUAAACCAGGGCUUAAAACAGGCGCUGUCGAAAGUCUUAACCGGAGGAUAGAAGUCCUCGAAGAUAUUGUCCUACGCAACGCAUCGGGAGCGUACGGCCCCGGACCUACGGGAGCUCAGGAUACCACUCCAAGCCAGAUUGUACCCUCGGAGAUCGUUAGCACUCUGGCUUCAUUAUGUGCGGAGCUUUGCAACAUGAACUCAAGAGCUGCACUGGCCAAUGCAUCGUCAGCGUCGCCGAUUCCCCCCAACUUGUUGCCUCCACCAUCACCAAGCACCCUGUCUUCCUCCAGCUACAACCAAGAGUCAAGGGACCGUGCGCGAAAGAGGCGACGCGUUGAUAGCUGCGGAAACCCCAAUAUCCGCUUAGAGCAUCCGCUCGAAGACAUAACGGAUUCCUUCGCAGCACUUCCUCCUCCACAACUAGUGGAACACGUUGUUGAUGCGUACUUCACCACAUUUCAGCCAUGGAUCCCCAUUAUUCACGAAACGCAUUUCAGGAGACGCCUCCAGGACCGACAGAAAGCUACCAGAUUGGUUAUUAUUCUACAUGCCAUGAUCGUUGCAGCCAUGCGCUUUGUGGAUCCUAAUGUCCUAAUAAUGCCUCGGAAUGAGAUUGAAGCAUGGGUUCGACGAUCUCGAAACGUUGUCGUGGUUGAAGGAAUGGAACUCUUGUCGUUAGAAAGCCUUCAGGCUUUAAUUAUUAUAGCUUUUAACGAUAUAGGUAAUGGCGACGAGGCGAAAGCUUGGUCAGUAAUAGGCUCAUUGACAAGGACUGUGGAGUACCUUCAACUUAGUGUCGAGAAUGAUCAAACCGAGGAGCAGCCUGUUUUCAAACCCCGUGUAUCUCUUGCGCCUGCUGCGGGGUGGGUAGAAGAAGAGGAGCGAAGGCGAGUAUUCUGGAAUAUCUUCAAUCUCGACAGAUUCUGUUCCGUUCUUACCGGGUGGAACACGAGCUUGACAGCAGAAGAUGUACAUAGAAGGUUGCCUGCUGACGGUGGGUACUGGCAUAAUUCUGAACCAGUCGUCACACCAUUCUUUGGUAUUUGGACGCGUUUUGAGGCCAAGAUGGGCAACUCUGUUGCCUUCUUGCCUGCUCAUUAUACUAGUCCUGGGCAAAACAUGGAGGCUGUAGCACACGGAGAGUCACCCAUAUCUAAUCCUCACACAGCCAGAGCCUCCAUUCAGGUGGACAUGUCCACUGUCGGUGCUUUCGCAUAUUGUAUCGAGGCCACAGAGUCGUUGAGCCAAGUCACUUCUUACUUUCUUCAACAAAAGGUCAACUUCAGUGACAGAAGGCAAGUUAGCAUAUGGCUAACAAGAUUCAAGGAGCUUGAUCUUCGCUUAGUACACUGGAAGAUGUUCCUGCCAGAGAAAUGGAAAGACUCCAAUAUAUCGCGUCAGCCAACCAUCGUCAACAUGGACCCUAACUUAACGCUAGCUCAUCUCAGCCAUAAUACUUCAAUGAUUCUUCUGCAUCAGCGCAUCGCAUAUCCGCAAUCUGAGUGGAAGAACCUGGUCAAGUUGCCAAGUGCCUGCAGCGCGGAGACCUGCCAGAAUGCCGCUAUCGAAACGCAAAACAUUGCGGACAAAUAUCUCAGACAUAGCAAUGGCCCUGUGAACAACCAGUUCACAUUCUGCGUAUUUGUCGCUGCGAUCGUGUUGCUUGUGCACUGGCGAUAUUACGAGAGUGAACUCAUCCAUGAGUUCUGGCAACUAAUCGAUUGUUUAGAUGAGAUGGCGAAAAGAUGGGUACAGAGAUCUGCAAGUGAGGCUGACAGGCGAUCCUCACUCGCUGGGUCAUUCGCAGAACAUUUGAGAGAGCUACACCAAAGGUGUACUGUCGAACCUGAACUACACAUCGACCUUUUGAGUUACUCUUCUGGGUUCAACCGGAAAGCUUGCAGUGUUUCGUCUGGGAAUAACGACGAUCAAACAUCCAUGACACAUCAUUAUCAGACAGCAUCGACAUCACUGCCGAACCAUAUGCCCAAUAUGCAGCGUGAGGGAAAUAGUCAGCCUUGGCAUGGGAAUGUGUAUACGCCCAGAGAGGACACAGUACAGCAAAAUGAAGAUGCGACCCACGACAUGGGUUUCUUCUCCCAUGGAUUGGCCCACGGCGCUGUUGGUGACUCAGGGGAGUCACAAAUGUCAUUGCCGCAAGCACCUAAAGGGAACAUGCUGUCGGACGAGCUAUCCAAUAUUUCUUAUAUGCUUCUCGACCGAAGCUUUAUGGACCUUGACCGAAUCAUAACACUCGAGAAUAUGACAUUUAGUGCACCGAUGGCAUCGUCCACUAAUAUGGGCAUGACGGUAGAUGAAUCAAUUAUGGGCAAUGGAAUUUGA